Osmia bicornis bicornis is the source of this 1195-nucleotide messenger RNA. RefSeq lists its product as uncharacterized. The coding region runs from base 260 to 802 and encodes 180 amino acids. The transcript has 4 exons. Lineage: Eukaryota; Metazoa; Arthropoda; Insecta; Hymenoptera; Megachilidae. The record is from RefSeq and is a predicted model, not a curated record.
UUCACUUCUUCGAUCCGUUUGCCAACGUCGAAACGUUUCACGAUUUUCUGUCAGAGGUUCCCGAGUAUAGGUUGAAGUUCACCGGUUUCGAUGAACUCACUGGAAGUUUGGAUACUUAGCUGAAGGUGAAUCCCAUCGGUGUAACGUCAACAAGAAGUGGCUGGUUCAGACACGUGUUCACGAAUGAGAGGAAUAAAGAUUGCUUCUCGCGAUCAGGAGGAUCCUUUCAAGAGUACGGAGUAGAAGAUAAAAGAAAACGAUGGAUAGAAUACGACACAGUGUUCUACUACUCCUUUGUAUUUCUUACGUGUCAACUAUGGACCCCAAUUUCGAGGAAAUUCAUUCGUCUACGGACUCUAAUGAGUCCAACGAUUCUGAAAUUUUAACAGCUGUGCAAACUUACAGACAUCCAAGAGUGUAUCGACGGGGUUACUACGAAGAACACGAUUCCAUGUUUCAAGAUGAUCAUCACGAUCAAGAGGAAGAGAACGCGAUGCAAAGCAUGUCGAAAUCGAAGGUCGACUAUUGGGGUGGUUACUAUGAUUUUUUGAUAAACGAGGGAAGUUACAAAUUCUGGGCCGUGUUUCAAUUAGCCACGGCAGCUCUGCUCAUUUACAGCGGCUUUGCCGCGCUUUAUUACGCCAAAGUAAACCCUCCGACCACGGACGACGAAUUCGACGAUAUUUUACGUCGAAGGAAACGUAGGGAUCUAUCUAUUUUCCCGACGGAUAAAUCCUUUUGCGGUUUAGAUAGCGCCACGUUUCAAAGGAUAAUCGAUGCUGUUGCGAGGGAAAUUCAUUAAUAGAUAAAAAAUCUGGGAAUAAAUAAUGAAAAGAAUCAGGGUGCGAAUGUAGGUACGGUCCUGUACUUGCGAAAAAGGCGCUGGAGGGCCGCUCGUUACGUAGCACUGUUCGACAAGAAAAUUUGCCUCCGAGCUUGAACCGCGCAUAUCGCGCAUACGUAUUCGCAUAUAAAAUUCGUACAGACGGCCGUGCAUAUGUAACCGACCACGUAGCCACCGUUGAUUUAUCGGUCGACAUUUUUUCGACGGAUUUUUAUUACGUUUUGAUCCCUUCGCGCAUACAUUUUAGUAGCAUCUGCUACCGCCGAGGCAGCAACGCGACAUCAUCGUCCAAAUCUACGCUCUUCAACCUCUUCCUCGAGAAUAUUUUCUAACCACCUUGAAACCCUUUCC